Messenger RNA from Diorhabda carinulata, 642 nucleotides. RefSeq names its product ankyrin-1-like. NCBI's taxonomy places the organism in Eukaryota, Metazoa, Arthropoda, Insecta, Coleoptera, Chrysomelidae. Bases 55 to 408 code for a protein of 117 amino acids. Gene Ontology annotation, molecular function: protein binding. The record is from RefSeq and is a predicted model, not a curated record. The transcript has 2 exons.
UAUACUCCUUUUUUGAUUGCGUGUGCAAAUGGAAACACUCAAAUUGUAAAAGUAAUGUUAAGAAAAGGUGCAGAUAUAAAACUGAAAUCAAAAUAUAAUGAAUCACCGUUUUACCUGGCUACAUUCUACUACAUCAAAUAUCCCCAUUUAAAAAAUGCUACUUGUCUUCGAGAACUCUAUUAUGCUGGUGCGAAUAUUGACGAACCAAACAACAAAGGUUUAACACCUCUACAAAUGGCGGCUAUGUUUGGACACACUUCCCUUGCCAAAUGGCUAUUAAGGAAACAUGCUUCUACUAAUGUUAUACCCGAUCCGUAUCUUAUAGCCAUUUCACAGGGACAUCAAGGAACGGCUAUUGCUAUUUGUAAAAUGUCAAAAGUGUAUGCUAUUGAUUAUGCAAUUGAAUGAUUUUUAUUAUAUAAAUAUGAGUCUGUAGAAACUGUACAAAAUUUUAUUUGAGACCCUUAAAUAGAAAUAAUCUGCAUAACAAAAAACUUUUUAUUUUUUUAUUUGUAAGUAAUUUUUGCUCUAAUUUCAAACAUAUCUUAAUUGUAAGAAUCAUAAUUAAAGUUAUGUCAUUUUUAAUGCAUUUUAUUUUGUUAAAAAGGAAUAUUUAAUUUGAAAUCCCGAUUUUAGAAUUUA